AAACCAAAGCAGAAUAAGUGAUGCAAAACAAAAGAUGUAUUGUGGAAUUGUGCUUCUAGUGAUUGUAGUGAAGGAAACUCAUCUUAAUUGGCAUUCCUGCUCCCUCCCUUUCAUGCUGAACUUUUCUAGUGGACCCCAAGUUUCUUUUUCCUCAACUUUUAUAAACCGAACUUCGUAGCUCUUUAUUCUUGUUGUCUUCACUCUUACUCCUACCAAACUCAAAGAAGAGCCGAAUGUCGCAUACAGGAAAACACAAACCAGCCUCUGAGAGAUUGAGUUUCCCAUCUUUAAUGGGUAAUCACAGGUUCACAUUGUCAGAUAUCAUGCCAAACGCCUGGUUUUUUAAGCUCAGAGACAUGAGCAGAAGAGGCAGGAACCAUAGAUCCUCUCAUCCAGUUAAAAGAAAACAACCCUUAAUGACUACCACAGAAUCACACAAACAACCCCACCUUUCUCCCCCAAAAUCCACAGAAACCCAUUUCCUUGAUCCACCAAGAAGAUCAUCCAAGGGAAGAAACAGUAGAAAAUCUGUUCACAAAUCCUCUCCUGGAGCUGUCAUGGCCCCCGUCUCUGCUGGUUGUAGCUGUAAUGCCAAGCUUGAUUCAGUUUGGACUAAACAGAGUCCAAUUCAAUCUCCGACUUACUUUGUCUCUCCUACUGAUAGUUCCAAUGUCUCUAACAUCCAUGAAUCUCGUCUUCUAUCCGAUACAGAUUCUGAUAACUUGGCUGCUCUCGAUUCAUCUGAGCUACCCUCGUGUUCGAGCUCUUGUAAUUGUAGAGUUCGUUCUUCAGCAUCUGACAUUAUCCUCGACAUGACCAACGAAUCUUUUGCUGGGGAGGUGAAGAAGAUAGAAGAGUUUCACACGAUUUCAGAGCUGGGCCUUUCUCCAAUUUUGACCAAACCAGCCAAAUUUGAUGAUAAGACCUAUGAAGUCACUAGGUUUAGAAGUACAUCAUCUAAAGUACUGGAGGAGAUGCAAAAACGCCGUCCUCCAUCUGUCAAAACAGUCAAGAAGGGAAGUAUAAGAACCCAAAAGGAGCACAAAGCCAGUCCUCGUGUUCGAAGGUCUUCUGCUAUUUCUACAGGUAUUAGACUUAGAACCAAUUCUCCAAGACUUGUUGCAAGCAGGAAGAUUCAGGCUCAUGCCAGAAAGGGCUUGUCAUCAAGGAAUAGGAGCAUCUCAGAGAGCGUUGCAGUUGAGAAAUCGUCAAUGGAUCCAGAGGCAGAUUUCAGGGAUUCAAUGGUGGAGAUGAUUGUCGAAAACAACAUCCGGGCAUCAAAGGAUUUGGAAGACCUACUUGCUUGUUACCUUUCACUGAAUUCGGAUGAAUACCACGAUCUCAUAGUAAAGGCGUUUGAACAGAUUUGGUUUGAUAUGGCUAGCCUACGUUUGUAAAGAUCUAAAGAUCAUGAAAAAAUGCAUACGAUCUUAAUGGUAGUUUCACGACUUAAUUACACUCUUUCUUGUUCUUCCUCCUCUGAAUUUCAGAUCUUAGAUAAAGCAGAAAUUUUCAGUCUUUGCCAUAGGUUAGUGAUUAUAGUUUGCUUGUCUGGGACAACCAUCCAUUUCAAAUCUCUUUGGGUUCUCUGAUCUUGCAGUAAUCUCGAUCAAGUAGCAUAUUUCUUGAAUGGUCUUGCAACUUUGUUCAUGAUAGAAUGCCACAUUUUUUGUGGUCGAGGGGACUUCUAUGCAUUGGAUUCGACCACAACUGAAUAUCUCCAUGCAGGUUAUAACCUUGUAGAGCACGGCAAAUUUUGUUUUUUUUUUUAGACAUAUUCUAAAGUCAUGAGAUAAACAAUCCGUGACACAAAAUUAUCACUGUUUUCUAUAAUUUCUCUGCAGGUUUGCAGACUGCAAUAUCUAAUAUCAUAAAAGAUUGAAUGGUUGGAGCAA
Messenger RNA from Carya illinoinensis, 1895 nucleotides. Its product is annotated as transcription repressor OFP4-like. The record is from RefSeq and is a predicted model, not a curated record. NCBI's taxonomy places the organism in Eukaryota, Viridiplantae, Streptophyta, Magnoliopsida, Fagales, Juglandaceae. Bases 234 to 1397 code for a protein of 387 amino acids. Gene Ontology annotation, biological process: negative regulation of DNA-templated transcription. The transcript has a single exon. Gene Ontology annotation, molecular function: DNA binding.